Gekko japonicus is the source of this 450-nucleotide messenger RNA. RefSeq names its product family with sequence similarity 72 member A (gene RUMY1). The transcript has 4 exons. Gene Ontology annotation, cellular component: cytosol. Lineage: Eukaryota; Metazoa; Chordata; Lepidosauria; Squamata; Gekkonidae. Bases 1 to 450 code for a protein of 149 amino acids. The record is from RefSeq and is a predicted model, not a curated record.
AUGUCCACCAGCAGUUGCAGCUUUGCAGACAGGUGCGUGUCCAUCCUGUGCUGCAGGUUUUGUCAACAAGUACUAAGUUCACGGGGCAUGAAGGCUGUGCUCUUGGCUGAUACAGAAACAGAUCUCUACUCCACAGACAUUCCUCCUACCAGUACUGUUGACUUCAUUGGAAACUGCUAUUUCACAGACAUUUGCAAAUGUAAACUGAAGAAUAUUGCCUGUUUGAAAUGUGGGAAUGUUGUAGGCUACCAUGUGAUUGCUCCAUGCAAACCUUGCCUGCUCUCCUGCAACAAUGGGCACUUCUGGAUGUUUCACAGCCAAGCCGUUUUCGGAAUCAACAGGCUUGACUCCUCUGGUACAAAAUUCCUGCUUUGGGGCAACCUGCCAGAUUCAGAGGAGAGUACGGAUGAAGAUAUAUCAGACAUAUCUGAAGAUGAGUACAUCAGAUAA